AUGUUAGAAGAAGAUUCAGCCAUACAGCAAGUUAGAACAUCUUUAAAUAUCGUUAGUACUAAAACUAUGCGUGUCAUUAUCAUUCUAUCAAUGUUUUUUAUUGGAACUUUGCAUGCUUUGAAUUGCUUUUGUCCAAACGGAGGAAAGAAUUGUCCAAAACCAAAAUGUCCGCCGGGUGUCAGAGUUGUAAAAGAUAUGUGCGGUUGUUGCGAUGUUUGUUACAAACAAAUGUGGCAGACAUGCGGCGGACCGUUUAAUGCACUUGGAAAAUGCGAUCACACAAAGAAAUUGAUUUGCGCAGAGAAGCCAUUCUGUGUGUCAAUGAUGAGAAAAUCGAAAGUGAACAUCAUGCCUGGGAUAUGCAUACCAACCAGACACUACAAACUACUGAGAAAAUAUUGCAAGUAUCAAAGUGAUCUGUUUUGCGGUAACCCAUUUGAAGAAGAAUAUUAAGGGCACUUACGUUCAAACUUCCAGGAAUCUAAUUUCU
Molecule: messenger RNA, 490 nt
Organism: Styela clava
Lineage: Eukaryota; Metazoa; Chordata; Ascidiacea; Stolidobranchia; Styelidae
Source: RefSeq, a predicted model, not a curated record